Sebastes umbrosus (honeycomb rockfish) is the source of this 3102-nucleotide messenger RNA. RefSeq lists its product as uncharacterized. Gene Ontology annotation, biological process: DNA integration; proteolysis. NCBI's taxonomy places the organism in Eukaryota, Metazoa, Chordata, Actinopteri, Perciformes, Sebastidae. The transcript has a single exon. Bases 1 to 3102 code for a protein of 1033 amino acids. The record is from RefSeq and is a predicted model, not a curated record. Gene Ontology annotation, molecular function: nucleic acid binding; aspartic-type endopeptidase activity.
AUGAUACAAGGGGGACAAUCAGAUGACAAAAUUACCUGUGCUGUUACCAUAAAUGCAAAGUCUACGUCCUGCCCUGUGAACCUAGUGGUGGAUACAGGCUCUGCUGUGUCCAUCAUUCCCGAGUGCCUCUACAGAGAGCACUUCAGUGGUGUGCUGCUGGAUGAGCCACCUAAAAGGUUAGUGACUUACACCAAAUCUGAUGUUCCAGUGCUAGGUUGCCUGUCAGCUACAGUGCAGCAUGCAAACAUUAAAGUGUCAGCUACACUAUAUGUUGUGAAGACAGGCACAGCAUUGCUGGGAAUGGACUUAUUCAGAGCACUGAGACUGUCUAUUGACAAUAAUGCUGUGCUCUCAACUGCGGCUCCAGUGGCAGAGAUCGAAGAGAUCAAUACUGGACCAGUAGCUGGCGAGAAACUGGGUCUUGCCAAAGGUUUCAUUCACCGUGUCAAAGUCAGGGAAGGUGUACAGCCUGUUCAACAAAAGCUGCGGAGGCUUCCGCUCUCCGUUAAACAAGCUGUAUCUGCUGAGCUGGAAAGACUUCUAGAAAUGGAUGUAAUAGAGAGGAUUGAUGCAUCCCCGUGGGUCUCACCCAUCGUGGUGACACUACGAAAGAAUGGUGCAGUUAGGAUGUGUGUGGACUUACGUGAGCCAAACAAGGCUGUAGUGAUGGACAGUCACCCACUGCCCCAUAUGGAUGACCUUUUCUCUGAAAUGCGUGGAGCCACUGUAUUCUCCACCAUCGAUUUGGCGAACGCCUAUCAUCAAGUGCUACUAGCAGAAGAAAGCCGGGACAUGACUGCGUUCAUAACGCAUGAUGGGCUCUUUCGGUUCCGCCGGGUUCCGUAUGGACUAUGCUCAGCCCCAAGUGCGUUUUCUAAGAUGAUGUCCCUGGUGCUGAAAGACCUCAAGGGGGUCCAGAACUAUCUGGAUGAUGUCAUAGUCUAUGGCAUAGAGCAGGAGGAGCAUGACCGUAAUCUGCAGGCGGUGCUCGCGGCGUUAAAGGACGCUGGCCUCCAGCUCAACAAGGAAAAAUGCCACUUCAACCAAACCAGCCUACGGUUCCUUGGGCACACCAUCACACCCCAAGGUUUGCUGCCGGACAAAGAUCACCUCCGGGCUAUUACGGAAGCUCCAGCGCCUAGCGACGCCACCACACUACGCUCAUUCCUGGGCCUCACAGCGUGGUAUGCAAAGUUUGUGCAAAACUACGCGUCUCUGGUGGAGCCGAUGCGAGAAUGUCUGCGUGAUGACACAUUUCAGUGGACUGCAGCAGCGCAGUCAAGCUUUGACACUGUCAAGACUCGCAUCGUGAACAGCUCAGCGCUGUCUGUCUUUGACUCAAGCCUUCCAACCAUCGUGUCUACAGACGCGUCCGACUAUGGUCUGGGGGCCAUUUUGACACAAAUGCACCCUGAUACAACGGAGCGCACAGUUGCUUUUGCUUCACGUUCACUUACCCCUGCAGAACGGAAGUACUCCAUUGUGGAGAAGGAGGCAUUAGCCUGUGUGUGGGCAGCGGAAAAGUGGAGGACUUUCUUAUGGGGGACAAGAUUCACACUGCGUACGGACCACCAGGCCCUGACCACACUGCUAGCCACAAAAGGCCUUGGACACGCAGGCAUGCGUAUUGCACGGUGGUCAGCUAGACUCUUGUGUUUCACAUAUGACAUAGUGUAUCGCGCUGGUGCACAAAAUUAUGCUGCUGACUGUCUCUGCCGUUUGCCCCUCCCAUCAGAAGAGAAUGCAGAGCCAGUGUCAGAGCCUGAACUCGUAGCUCUGUUGGAUACAGAACUGAGAGCUCUCUCAGUGAAGGACUUCGCUGUGGCAUGUGCAGCAUGCCCAGAGCUCACGGCCCUGAGAGCGCAGGUAAAAAAGGGGUGGCCUAAAAGAGCAAAGCACCUACCUACAGUGCUCCAACCGUACUUUGCUACCCGAGAUGAACUGUCAGUCCAAGAUGUGACAAUAUUCAGGGGGCCUCAUCGGCGGCUUGUUCCUGUGGCCCUAAGAAAGCAGCUUGUGGAUUUGGCACAUGAAACACACCAGGGUGUCGUCCGCACCAAACAGAGGCUGCGUGACUUAUACUGGUGGCCGGGCAUGGACAUGUGUGUGCAGGACAGCAUUAAUGCAUGUUCAACGUGCCAGAUGAAUGAUAAAAGCGCCAAGACGCAUGCUGCCCCACUCCAGCCAGUUCUACUGCCAAAUGGUCCGUGGCAGAAAGUGGGAAUCGACAUCGUCGGACCAUUCGAGUCAGCGACUUGGGACUGUCGCUAUGCAGUGACACUAAUUGACUAUUACACAAAAUGGCCGGAAGUUGUUUUUACUUCCUCCAUCACAACCACGGCGAUCACAACCUUCCUUUCUGCAGUGUUCGCCCGGUUUGGCAACCCUACAGAGCUCAUUAGUGACAAUGGGACACAGUUUACUUCAAGUGAGUUUGCAGACUUCCUUGAAGUGAGAGACAUCAAACACAGGAAAGUGUCUUUGUAUUAUCCGCAAGCAAACGGAGCAAUAGAACGCUGGAACCGCGUUCUUAAAGAGACACUUCUCACUGCCGAGCAGGAGAGAAAACCAUGGAAACCAUUCAUACAGGAAUUCCUGCUCACAUACCGUGCAACUCAACACAGUACUACAGGAGUGUCACCAUAUGAACUCAUGUUCAACAGAAAAAUGCGCACAAAGGUGGACAUCGGCCCAGCAAGCAAAUCCACCCCACUGUCGGAGAAGCAGGUGCGCCAUCGUGUCAUCUCCAAACAAAACGCAUCGAAAGCCUACACAGAUGUGAGGACAGGUGCACGAGUACCAAGGAUCAAAGAGGGAAGUUUAGUCAGAGUAAAGAAACCUUUCCAUGUUAAGAAAGGACUGUCAAAGUUUCAGGGACCUGCCAAAGUGAUACGGAAAGCUGGUUCAAAUGCUUAUGUGCUGGAGGAUGGACGCACAUGGAACGCUAUUCACCUCUCCCUGGUCCCAGAAACUGCAACAGACAUCAUUACACGCCCUGCUUCAGACCCUGAGCCGGGGCCUGCACUACCGCCGCAUGUUUACAUGCACAGACCAGCAAGGGUCCGAAAGAGACCUGACUGGCUUAACGAUUAUGAACAUUAA